GCUGCUCCGGUCCACAGCUGUUAGCAAUAAACGCCGCAAUUCCUCCUCUCCUCUCCUCUGGGGGAGAGCGGGUGCGUCAUGCACAAGGACCAAGGGAAAACAGGAGGGGUCAAAGGCUAUUUGACAAAGCGCCGUCUUUAUGUCGUGGGUUGCAUCACACUGCUGUGCUUCAGCUUUGGCUUUGUUUGGAAUACGUACAAUGAUACCUGGGAGUUCACAUCAAGCAAGGUCUCCUACAUAAUGAGCAAUAAUACCCAAGACUUGGAUGACUUUCACAAAGUAAAUCUACUAAGCAACCAUACCUGCUUCCUGGAAGAUUUACUACAAGUUAAAUUACCAAGGAUGAUUUACACAAAGCCACAGAUUCUAAAGCCAUCGAGAAGUGACGUCCUUACGAUGACUCCAUGGUUUGCUCCAAUAGUUUGGGAAGGGACCUAUAACUCCGAGAUCCUGAAUGAGCAGUUCCGACGAAGGAAUGUCACUGUUGGCCUGACAGUGUUUGCUAUCAAAAAGUAUGUAGUCUUCCUAAAGAAGUUUUUAGAAACUGCAGAAAUGUAUUUUAUGGUUGGACAUAGGGUGAACUAUUACAUUUUCACAGACAGACCAGAAGAAGUUCCUGAAGUUGUGCUCAAAGAAGGAAGGAAUGUAGUGGUUCUGCAAGUCCAAAACUACCCUAGGUGGCAAGAAAUCUCUAUGCGACGAAUGGAAUUGAUCAGCAACUUCUCUCAGCGGUUCAUUAAUGAGGUCAGCUACCUAGUGUGUGUGGAUGUAGACAUGAGGUUUAAUGACCAAGUUGGAGUGGAGAUCCUGAGCAACUUGUUUGGCACACUACACCCAGGUUUCUACGCUGCAGAGCGUCAGUCUUUCACCUACGAACGUCGACCUGCUUCUCAAGCUUAUGUGCCCAGCGAUGAGGGUGACUUCUACUAUGCUGGAGGCUUUUUUGGAGGAACAGUAAUGGAGGUUUACAAGUUGACCAAGAAAUGCCAUGAAGCCAUUAUGAUGGACAAAGCCAAUGGAAUUGAGGCAAUCUGGCAAGAAGAGAGUCACUUAAACAAGUAUUUUGUGUACUACAAACCAACCAAAAUACUUUCUCCAGAAUACCUGUGGGAUGACGAUAUGGGUAGGCCAGAGAUCCUUAAGAAAAGAAGGUUUCUUGCUGUACGAAAGAACCAUGCUGCAAUCCGAAAUAAAUGAAGUUCAUCUCAGACUGGCCUUAGUGCGAACUAACAUAACUGAUCUUGUAGGUUUCCUUGGUUGAUGAAAAUAUACAGACAAUUGGUAAAGCUCCAUAACUUUUUCUGACAUCCCCAGUAUUUCUGGAUAUGGGGAUGAUUUGCAAGAUGUUACUGUGAUGUUACAUUCCAUAUGUUUUAUGGAAAUAUGCUAGAGUGUGAAUAUAAUGUAACUGGAAUAUGCUGCAUGCAGAAGGUCUCUUGUAAGGUAUGAUUACAAAGCUUAUAAUCUACUGAGUGUGUUCAUCCUAUUUGUAUGAAUGCAUCAUUCUUGUAUCUGAAGCUAGAAAUAUGAAGUAUUCCUCUGAAGUCCUAUUGUAACUAUGCAAAGUGUGGGUCAUUAAUGGUGGCCUACAAUCUUGAUGGCUCCCAUUAACUAGGACAAUUGGUUGUAAAUGGCUCUGUUUACUCACACACCUUCCUGGGCAUGUGCAGGCCAACCCUGAAAGAAUGAAGAAUGAGGUCUUGCAGUGACAUGUGAUCAUGUCACCUGGUACUUGAAUCCAUGUUAAACCUGGUAAUUUUCCAUUUAGAAGAGUGGGUGCGGACCCAGAGAGACAAAGAAUUCCUGCCUUGUGCCAAAGCUAUAAAGGAGGGUGGAGGAUAAGAGGGGUGCCAGUCAUGUGAAAUCCCCUGCUUUUCACAUAAAUGCCUGCUGGAACUAACAAGGUCUGUAUCAGGGGAAAGGCUUGGGUGCAGACUAGGAAGGAGUCUAGUCUGUGAAAGAAGCUUAUUGGAACAUCUCUGAGGGUGAGAUUUACCUGUAUUCAGUCUCUUAAUCUAUGAGGCUUAGAUUUGCGUGUUGUGUUUUUGUUUUAUUUUGCUUGGUAAUUUAUUUUGUUCUGUCUGUUAUUACUUGAAACCACUUAAAUCCUACUUUUUAUACUUAAUACAAUCAAAAUCACUUUUGUUUAUUGAUGAACCCAGAGUAAGUGAUUAAUAACUGGGGGAAACAAACAGCUGUGCAUAUCUCUCUAUCAGUGUUAUAGAGGGUGGACAAUUUAUGAGUUUACCCUGUAUAAGCUUUAUACAGAGUAAAACGGCUUUAUUUGGGUUUUGGAUCCCACUCGGUGCUGGAGAUAGGUGACCUGCUGAGCAACAUUUGGUUAAAGUCUGCAGCUUUGGGGGCAUGGACCAGACCUGGGUCUCUGUUGCAGCAGGCUAGCAUGUCUGGCUCAACAAGGCAGGGUUCUGGAGUCCCAAGUUGGAAGGGAAAACGGGCUUAGAGGUAAUUCCAGCACAUCAGGUGACAGUCCCAAGGCAGUCUCUGUGACUGAACCCAUUAACUAAAUUUUUUUGAUCUUUAAAAAAAAAAUUCUCUGGUUCAAUUUGAUUUUUCUAGGUGGUUCAGGCUGCCCCCAAUCUGUUGGAUACUUGAAAUGCGUCUCAAGGUUCUGCUGCUUCCAAUCCUGUGGUGUUCUCCGCCUUACAAAAUACACUUGAAAAUGAAAUAAUCUUGUGUGUCAACAGUUUCUUUUCAAUCUCAGCUGGCCCAGAGUGAUAUCAAAUCUUUAGGUUUUCAUCUAAUUUAUAAUGAAGAAAGCUCAAGGUUAUCAGAUCUAUUUUCAAUUAAUAUUCUCUCCUGAAAGACAUAGAACUACUGUUAAAAGACCUUAGCUUCCUGGGGAGAAAUGGCUGGAGAAGUAUGACAAUGGAAAGCAACUCCAUCUGCUAUUUGUAGAGCUCUAAUACUUCACAAAUAUUUGGACCCUCAAAAGAAAAGACGUUGCCUCUCUGCACCAAAGAUUGCUUAACAAAUGUCAGGAAAAAAGACCAAAUGAGGAUGUAAUGAGUCUCACCUGGUAACCGUACGUGUCAGAAUAAAAUGACUGGAGAGCCCUCUUCUGCACCAAAUUCUGCUUUCACUUACACUAUUAAUCUGUCUUGGGUUUUUAAAUAGCACCUAUCACUAUGGUAUCUGUGCAAUUGAGUUUGCAGGUUGUAACAGAGAGUGGAAUUUUUUUCCUCAAAGUCACUUGUAGAAGGGAAUUGAAGUGGCUUGAACAGAAAUGUUGGAAAAUUUUCUCUCUCACAACAAGGUCUAUUCAAUGUAUUUCCCUGUAGUGGGUGUUCUAAUGGAAAAUGUGAAGAUCAGUUAAGGAAGAGGCAAAAACAAGACUUGCCCAAUUCUGCUCCCAUUUAAGACAAUACGAGUUUUGUUGGUGACCUCAGUAGGUAGGUAGACACACCCCCACCCACCCAACAACAACAACUGAGUUUCUUGAUUCUGUCAAGGCUGCUUCCCCACUCUGAACUUUAGGGUACAAAUGUGGGGGCCUGCAUGAAAACUUCUAAGCUUAACUACCAGCUGAGAUCUGGUCCGCUGUCACCAUUCCCAAGUGGAUUCCCUUCCCUGGGAAGCCUUGAGAAACUCUUUACCAAUUCCCUGGUGAAUACAGAUCCAAACCCCUUGGAUCUUAAAGCAGGGAGAAAUGAACCAUCCCCCCUCCUUCCUUCCACCAACUCCUGGUGAAUACAGAUCCAACCCCCUUGGAUCUUAAAACAAGGGAAAAAUCAAUCAGGUUCUUAAAAAGAAGACUUUUAAUUAAAGAAAAAAGAUAAAAAUCAUGUUUGUAAAAUCAGUAUGGAAAAUAACUUUACAGGGUAAUCAAACUUAAAGAGCUCAGAGGACCUCCCUCUAGCCUCAGAUUCAAAGUAUAGCAAACAAAGAUAAACACUCUCGUAAAAGGUACAUUUACAAGUUGAGAAAACAAAGUAAAACUAACACGCCUUGCCUGGCUGUUUACUUACAAGUUUGAAAUAUGAGAGACUUGUUUAGAAAGAUGUGGAGAAUCUGGAUUGAUGUCUGGUCCCUCUCAGUCCCAAGAGCGAACGAACUCCCAAACAAAGAGCACAAACAAAAGCCUUCCCUCCUCCCCAAGAUUUGAAAGUAUCUUGUCCCCUUAUUGGUCCUUUGGGUCAGAUGCCAGCCAGGUUACCUGAGCUUCUUAACCCUUUACAGGGAAAAGGAUUUUGGAGUCUCUGGCCAGGAGGGAUUUUAUAGUACUGUACACAGGACAGCUGUUACCCUUCCCUUUAUAGUUAUGACAGAUACACUCAAGGUGUGUCUUUGCCUGUGAUUGUACAACCUGGAAUCCACUGUCAUACCAAUAAAAUGGUUUAUUGGGAGAGUGGGCAAAAGCAAGUGAUUAAAGUACAAUAAACAUGAGAGACAGCAGCAUCUAGUAAUCUGAGCACAGGCCUGGGAGCCAAAAACUUCUGCAUUCACCUGAACAGCUGUAGCCUAUUGUAACUUCCUCCUGGCCCAAAAAACCUCCCUAAUUCGGAUUUGUAUAUAUCUUUGAAUCCUAGUCAAUAAUUAAGUGUCUUGCAAAACAUUGUGUCAAGUAUCAGGGGGUAGCCGUGUUAGUCUGUAUCUACAAAAACAACAAGGAGUCAGUCAGCCAUUCCCAGUCCCUAUUUAAGCCCAGAUUAAUGGUGUUAAAUUUGCAAAUGAAUUUUAGUUCUGCUGUUUCUCUUUGAAGUCUGUUUCUGAAGUUUUUUUUGUUCAAUGAUAAUGACUUUUAAAUCUGUAAUAGAAUGACCAGGGAGAUUGAAGUGUUCGCUUACUGGCUUUUGUAUGUUACCAUUCCUGAUGUCCAAUUUGUGUCCAUUUAUUCUUUUGCGGAGGGACUGUCCGGUUUGGCCAAUGUACAUGGCAGAGUGGCCUUGCUGGCACAUGAUGGCAUAUAUCUGGGCUUGAAUAGGGACUGGGAGUGGCUGGCUCAUUACAGAACAGCUUUUCCUCUCCUGGAAUUGACACCUCCUCAUCUAUUACUGGGAGUGGACUACAUCCACCCUGAUUGAAUUGGCCCUGUCAACACUGGUUCUCCACUUGCAAAGUAAGUCCCUUCUCUCCAUGUGUCAGUAUAUAAUGCCUGCAUCUGUAACUUUCACUAUGCAUCUGAAGAAGAUGGGUUUUUACCCACGAAAGCUUAUGCCCAAAUAAAUCUGUUAGUCUUUAAGGUG
Messenger RNA from Malaclemys terrapin pileata, 5204 nucleotides. Its product is annotated as histo-blood group ABO system transferase-like. The record is from RefSeq and is a predicted model, not a curated record. NCBI's taxonomy places the organism in Eukaryota, Metazoa, Chordata, Testudines, Emydidae. Gene Ontology annotation, molecular function: hexosyltransferase activity. The transcript is spliced from 8 exons. The coding region runs from base 79 to 1197 and encodes 372 amino acids. Gene Ontology annotation, cellular component: membrane; vesicle; Golgi apparatus. Gene Ontology annotation, biological process: carbohydrate metabolic process.